UUAAUUUGUUAUGACAGUAGGCGUUUUUGAUAGCUAAGCUACAAAGAGAAAAAAUAAUAUAAAAUAUCUUUCUUGCAAUUUCUUUGAAAUUUACAAUAAAUUCAAAUCAAUAAACCCUAUUCAUCUAUUCAGUCUUGGCAGAAAGUACUUAAAUUCCCUUUCGAAAAGUCAAUUCUUAUCCAUCAAACAAAACAAGUUUGCUGUUCCUGUUUAAAGUGUGUGAAACAUGGCUGAAGAAUCAGAAACUCAAUCAGCAGCCACUCCCAUCAAUGGCAACACACCCACUCGUCCCAUCAAAAGUAAUUCCACUCCGGUAAUCUUGCCAUCGCCAAAUGCCACAGAUCCGAAACGACGUUUUGUGUGUCCAAUCGAGGGUUGCUCGAAAUCCUAUGGCAAGAGUUCCCACAUUCGUGCCCACAUGACAUGGCAUUCAGGAGAGAAGCCCUUUAUAUGUGAUCAACCGACUUGCAUGAAAGCCUUCACUCGAUCCGACGAACUGGCGCGUCACUACCGCACCCACACCGGGGAGAGACCGUACGAGUGUGCUCAAUGCGAGAAGAGGUUCACCCGCAGCGACCACCUUACCAAGCACCUGCGGGUCCAUUUCAAAGAAACCAAAAUGGACAUAACACCUUUGCUGGAGGUGUCCUUAGGGGAGGGUUCCGAUACCGGUUCUAAUGACGCCAACGAUGUUAAACCCGAUGUCAAUUCAUUAGAUUUGCUGCUCGCAGUAAAGACGGAGCUGCAUGUGAAUGAAGAAACCGAUGCCGAGGACUUUCGUGUUAAAUAUGAAAAUGAUCAGUUAUCAGAGAUAAAAAUAGAACCCGAAAUGAUUUGCGAAACUUCUUUACCUGCUUCUAACUCACAUCAUGAGCCAACUUUGAAAUCAAAAAAAGUUAUUCACGAACGCAUCAUUUUAGUCGAACCUAAACCCCGGGAGAGACGCUACAAUUGCACCUCAGAAGGAUGUGGCAAAGCUUUUAAGCGGCAAGAUGAGCUCAAGCGACACAGCCGUAUUCAUUCUGGCGUGAAGCCCUUCGAAUGCAAUCAAUGUGAGAAGAGGUUCCUCAGAAAAGACCAUCUGAAUAAGCACAUCAAAACUCAUUCCCGCAUCCCAGUUAUCAAGGCUGCAAGCUAACCUUGAAUGUGCAAAGGUCUUUAGAAUAAUUUGUACACUUAAAAUUUAUUAUGUAUAUUAUUAUUAGUUUAUAAUGUUUGAAAUCAAAACAGAGAUCCAUCACUUGGAUCAGUGCAUUCUCUAGGUGUUUUUAAUGAUGAAAAUCUAGUCUUGAAUUUGUAAAUUGAAGCGUUCAAGUUUUAUAUCACUACAGAAAUGGGUUGAAAUCCGACCAAGGCAUAGCAGAAAAGCACCAGACUGUGAAAACUGCAGAAUAAAAAACCACUAUAGAAAUGAGCUUCAUGCUUUAUACGUUUGAAGUCCUUUAUUCGAAUGAAAUUCUAGGUUCAAAGCCACUCAUAAGGUAUUGGUUCCAUCGGAUAAGCAAAAUGAAGCAUCAAUGUGCGUUAUUUAAUUGAAAACUACUUAAACUGGAUGCUGCGUGAGCGACUAAUCCACAGCGAUAAGUCAAUCAGCAGUGCUUUUUUGAUUUAUCGCUUACUGUACAAUUUUUGUCGCUAAGGAUAAUUUGGCGGAUAGAGCUUAACAUAUUGUGUUUGUUAAAUAACUCACCUGUUUAACAGUUAAAGAAUUGAAGCUUUUGUAAACGUCAGUUACUCAUUGUCCAUUACUUUCUCAUGUAACUCUGCUUUUCGCUCAUGGAAAAAUUAACCUAACAAGAAACGUUUCAUUAAGCACACCUAAUUCUGACUGUCCUCUUUACAUAAAAACAAAUUAAAUAAAUACCUCGUAAGCAAAAUAUUGUAAUAUUUAAAUUUUAAAACAGAUUUAUGUAUGUAUCUAUUUUCGGGAUUUAUUAUAUAUAGGUAGUGUUAUGUAACAUCACAAGUUUCGAAUAAUAAAUCUUUUUAAAAGGAAA
Eupeodes corollae is the source of this 1997-nucleotide messenger RNA. Its product is annotated as zinc finger protein 182-like. The transcript has a single exon. Gene Ontology annotation, biological process: regulation of transcription by RNA polymerase II. Bases 227 to 1138 code for a protein of 303 amino acids. Gene Ontology annotation, molecular function: RNA polymerase II cis-regulatory region sequence-specific DNA binding; DNA-binding transcription factor activity, RNA polymerase II-specific. NCBI's taxonomy places the organism in Eukaryota, Metazoa, Arthropoda, Insecta, Diptera, Syrphidae. The record is from RefSeq and is a predicted model, not a curated record.